GCGACGACAGUUGGCGCCGACUCUGCGCUCCACGAGACCGGCCGCUGCCAGUUACCAAGGCGCCUUCCGGCGCUCGCCCCGACGGCGGCCCUGGCCGCGGAUGCUGAAGUGAACGAGGCAGCACCGGGAUGCUGGCGCUGCUGGCCGCCGGCUUGGCGCUCGCCGUGGUCGCCGGGGCCCAGGACAGCCCGGUGCCCAGCAGCCACUUAGUGUGCACCGCUCUGCCCCCGGAGGCAGUUCGCACCGGCUGCCCGCUGCCCGCUAUGUCCAUGCAGGGCGGCGCGCUGAGCCCCGAGGAGGAGCUGCGGGCCGCGGUGCUGCAGCUGCGAGAGACCGUCGUGCAGCAGAAGGAGACGCUAGGCUCGCAGCGCGAGGCCAUCCGCGAACUCACGGGCAAGCUGGCUCACUGCGAGGGGCUAGCUAGCGGCAAGGCGCGGAGCUCGGGGGCCACGGGCAAGAACACUAUGGGCGACCUGCCGCGGCACCCCGGCCACGUCGUGGACCAGCUUAGCCGUUCGCUGCAGACCCUUAAGGACCGCCUGGAGAGCCUCGAGCGCCAGCUCCACGGGAACAUGUCAAAUGCAGGGCUACCGGGCGACUUCCGGGAGGUGCUUCAGCGGCGGCUUGGGGAGCUGGAGAGGCAGCUGCUGCACAAGGUGGCAGAGCUGGAGGAUGAGAAGUCCCUGCUCCACAACGAGACCUCGGCUUACCGGCAGAAGACUGAGAGCACCCUGAAUGCGCUGCUGCAGAGGGUGACGGAGCUGGAGCGUGGGAACAGCGCCUUUAAGUCGCCAGAUGCCUUCAAAGUGUCCCUCCCGCUCCGCACAAAUUACCUGUAUGGCAAAAUCAAAAAGACACUGCCCGAGCUGUACGCCUUCACCAUCUGCCUAUGGCUGCGGUCCGGCGCCUCGCCUGGUAUCGGCACCCCAUUCUCAUAUGCAGUGCCUGGGCAGACCAACGAGAUAGUGCUGAUUGAGUGGGGCAACAACCCCAUCGAGCUACUCAUCAAUGAUAAGGUUGCGCAGCUGCCUCUGUUUGUCAGUGAUGGCAAGUGGCACCACAUUUGUGUCACCUGGACGACGCGGGACGGCAUGUGGGAAGCUUUCCAGGAUGGAGAGAAGCUUGGCACUGGGGAGAACCUGGCCCCCUGGCACCCCAUCAAGCCAGGGGGGGUGCUGAUCCUCGGGCAGGAGCAGGACACUGUCGGGGGCAGAUUCGAUGCCACCCAAGCGUUUGUGGGCGAGCUUAGCCAGUUCAACAUAUGGGAUCGCAUCCUUCGUGCACAGGAAAUUGUCAGCCUCGCCAACUGCUCCACAAACAUGGCGGGCAACAUCGUCCCAUGGGCGGACAGCAACGUCGACGUGUUCGGGGGGGCUUCCAAGUGGCCCUCGGAGACGUGUGAGGAGCGUCUCCUUGACUUGUAGCCAGCUGCUGCUCUGUCUGGGUAGCCAGAGAGGGGUGUUCCUGUGGAAGUUCGGGGCCACUUAUCCCUACCCCUGCAUUAAACUGUGUGAAACCUCUUGCCAGUGUGGGCUCAGGCCCUGAUGCCCACUCCUGGGGAAUAAUGUCUAAGACUGUGGCAGUAUUUGUCACCAGCUUAUUUGUUCCUUACCUAGGUUUUGUUGCUUUUGGGGGCAGCACCAGAAUCUCCUGGGGAGAAGCCCCAAACCACAAAUGGGCAAAUAACUGACUUCCCACUGCGGGUGGGAUUGGUGACUAACAGUCAGCCCCUCUUGGGAACUCCCCUAAAUGCUAGUGUGGCCCCAGCCCCACCUUCCCUCUUGGUGUCCCAUGUGCACCUUCCAUCUGUCCCCUUUAAUGGCUGUGCAGCUGUCCCACUAGAGUGUCCCUGUGAAUACAUUCAUCCCUGCUGGCGACUGAGCACGCAGCAGAGCAGCCACCCCUCCAUCUGCACAAGGGCCUUCUCCGUGUGUUCCAUUUGUCAUGAAUCUUUCUGUCUGAGCAACUCCUGAGCUGGCGGAGGCGGCCAGCUGCCCAGACAUAGCCCUGCCCCCACAGCAGAGGGGGCAUCUGCGGCUCCAGAGAAGAGGUGUGGGGGGCUGCAGAAUGGAGGAGGGCUGUGACCGCCUCCCCCCACCCUGCCCCUGCGGCUGUCUCUCCAACCUGCGCUUUAACUGAGUCAUCACUAGCUCUGGCUUUAAAAGGCCUCUCUUCUCAUCUGGUGCCAAAAGUUCAGUUGUGGCUUUUACACCCAUUCUGUAUGGUUUGGGGGAUUUAUUUUUUCCCAACAGAAAAGAACAGCCAUUAGAAGAAAGCUCCCAUUUUUUGAUGUUUUGUCCCACUGUGAGGAGUGUGCUAGUUUUUAAUUCAUGUUGAUUCCUGUAAGCAUUUGACUGUCUUCAUCCAGUAUUUUCCCCAGAACUUUUUAAGAAAGUGGAGGCCAUUUGAUAUUUGCUUCAUGACUCUAGGUUGCUUAAUAUAUUAGACAACAGUAGUAAUUUAUUUUAAAGGUAAAGUGAUGAAGUGGGGAAAUUUAUAAAGCUAAAUAUUAUAUAUUUUAUUUUUCAUACAUGUUCAAAGUGCAAAUAUGUGGAAAUUCCAUUUGUAGGACCACGUUGACAUGCCCAUCUUGACACUGUAUGCUACGAGAACUCUCCUGAUGAUGGAAUUCUGAUUAAAGUGCACUGGAAGAUG
Molecule: messenger RNA, 2655 nt
Organism: Nycticebus coucang (slow loris)
Lineage: Eukaryota; Metazoa; Chordata; Mammalia; Primates; Lorisidae
Gene: NPTX2
Product: neuronal pentraxin 2
Exons: 5
Coding region: 129-1424 (431 amino acids)
Source: RefSeq, a predicted model, not a curated record